ACGAAGUAACGACACUAAGACGCGAAAAACCGAGUACAUUGAUCAGAGUCCAAUACUCAUAGGUUGACCUCAAAGCCCGACGCCGCUCGGCUGGACGUCGCCCUAUGCAACGUUGACGUAUGAAUUGAGAAGCAACACGAAAGCAAUUACGACCGCUCAACAGCGCCCCAAGACCAUGACAACAGGUCUUCUGUACGGCUCCCCGUAUUCUCGAGCAUCACGACAAAACGAGGAAGAUCUAGUGUCAAUGCUAUCACCAGUGGAAACAACGACUCCGGAACAGUCCUACCCGAUCAAUCACCGAAAGCCUUCUUCCGAGGAUGGUAUGUCCCAGCGCACACCCUCAUGGCUUGUAUCGCCACCCGAGCCGCAAGACCUUGGCCUGUAUGAACAACAACGGGUUUCAUCUCCCACGCCAAACAUGGGGUUCUCGGUCUUUGGGGAUAGAGCAAGGUCGCAGAGUCCAUAUCAAGAACAGGUCGCGUGGGCAAAUUCAACUCAAUUCAGAUCGGCACCUGCAGAGCCAAAGCCGCAGAUGGUGCAGACCACGUUCCUGACCACCGACGAGGAGGCGCCUCCCCAGUCGCACAGAUAUUUCCGCCAUCCUCGCCACAUGCUCGAACCUUGGAUGGCUGGUGUUUGGAUACGAUUUCCUUGGUGGGGGGCUGGAGCUCUCUUUCUCGUCGUGCUGUUGACCGGUGCGUCCGCUGGUAUACUUCUGGCAAGCCACGGUACAACCGUGGACGACUGGAAGGUCGGACACGACAAUGCCCAACCGCAUGUCUACAUCUCCGUAUUCGAGAUGGCAAUGAAUUUCCUAAUCUUAUUCGCGCUAGUGGAAGGUGUGGUGCUUCGGUUCUGGCGACAGCUACUACACGGGACCACGCUUGACUCUAUCCACGACACCUACGAGUCGAUGUAUUUGUGGUCUGCUAUCAAGAGAAUUGUACGUCUGAAUUUUAACCUUGUUGCAGUAGCAUGCAUAGUGGCAUCAGUAUCAUUUUCAAGGGGACCUUUGUUCCACCGCGCUUUGACAAUUGUCGACAACAGUAUCCCUGUAACCGGAUACCGUACGCUUCCCAUCUACCACAUAUCUUCUCUGCUCGUCGCGCUAGGGGUUGUCUUCUCAUUGAUCGGCGUCGUGGCCGUCGUACCCCUCUACUACGGCUUCUGGGAGAUGGGCCGCAAAGUCAGCUUGAAUCCGUUAGAGAUUGCUCGGGCGUUUGGAGCACCGUUCAUGGAGGGUUUGGAUGGAAACACUACGCCUGAUAUGAUCAGUGUGGAGCGUGGAGGGAUGGGUGUGAAGUAUGGGGCGUUGGACAGGUAUGGGGAGCAGAAAAAGCUCAGAGUGGAGGAGAGUGGGAAGGUGACGGUCAGGAUGCCUUGGCAGGGCGAGAUAUUUGAGUAG
Molecule: messenger RNA, 1408 nt
Organism: Paraphaeosphaeria sporulosa
Lineage: Eukaryota; Fungi; Ascomycota; Dothideomycetes; Pleosporales; Didymosphaeriaceae
Exons: 2
Coding region: 176-1408 (410 amino acids)
Source: RefSeq, a predicted model, not a curated record